This is a messenger RNA of Cryptococcus amylolentus CBS 6039, 3603 nucleotides long. RefSeq lists its product as hypothetical. NCBI's taxonomy places the organism in Eukaryota, Fungi, Basidiomycota, Tremellomycetes, Tremellales, Cryptococcaceae. Gene Ontology annotation, molecular function: zinc ion binding. The record is from RefSeq and is a predicted model, not a curated record. Bases 186 to 2315 code for a protein of 709 amino acids. The transcript has 11 exons.
GACGCUCACACCAUACACUUCCCUGGGGGUAGGAUCGCAUGUCCUAUCUGCGGAUACAUCCUCCCCCCUCCUGACCACUCUGGCCCAGUCCGUCCUCAGCCUUUGCCUGCCCUACCUAUCCCGCGAUCAACGAAGUGUAGUCGGUUCAUUCCUGCCGCUUCCCAGCCGUACAAGAGGGUAGCUCCAUGACUUCCGCCAUCGAGCCCGACACUCGUGGGCGAAAGCGAAGGGCCGAGACCGACGACGGCAACGACUCGGAUGACUCUGUCAUCAAUCUUCACAAAAGUCCCCGAUACAAACAAGGCAACGCCAAAGCACCCAUCGACAUUGACUCUGAUGACAGUGAUGACAGUAUCAUCUUUGUACCCCACCCAGUCAAGCCCACAGCAGCCGGCCGCGCGAGAGGGUCGCCGCUUACGAACAAUUCGAGCAGUCACGUUGGCCGAGUCAUUCCACACUCUUCUCCGCCGGCGCCCCUUCCUGGCCCUUCCUGCUCUGUAGCUCCCCUCUUUGCUGUUCGCCCUCUCUACGAUGCGCCUCAACCGGAGGUUUCAGACACGCCCGUCAAAAAACGCAAGGCCGAUGCUGUUGAAUUUCCCGCUCCCGACGAGCCGGCCGUUGCUGGUCCCUCAAACCAUGCAGCACCUGUAGCUGUGCAUGCUCAGGGUCCUCUUUUCUUUCCGCCAUCCAGUCCGCACGAACGGCUUCCAGAUGAGGAAGCUGCUCAGCUACCCCCACUGCCCCCUUCAGCAUCCCCAUCACCCCCUCCUCCGGCUGAUGCCGUGCCUCCGCCUCACACGCCGUCUUCGAAACCUGCAUUAUCAAACAAUGUUCCUCCUAACCCCCUUGACCCAAAUAGUAUCCUGAUUCAAGUCCUCGAAAUCCUCCCCGAUAUCGAUCCUGAAUACGCCCUCAAGGAUAUAAAUACAAUUCUUGCCACUGGCCGUGCAAACGGACUGGCAGAAAUCGUGGUCGACAGAGCUUUGGAAGUGCAGGGUGGAUACCCCACGGUCAAGAUUGAUAAAGGCAAAGGCCGGUCAGCACCUGAAGAAAGCAUUGAACAGUACAAGCUCCCGGACCAUCGUGCCGAGGAAAGAAAGGGGUAUCAAUAUCAAGAUCGAUGCUUGCGCGAGCUCGAAAUCAAGUUCUCUUCAAUACCAGUCGGGUAUAUCCGGCAACGUUUUCAAGAGGCAAACUCACUUCUUGUCCCGGCAUACUACGUCUUGCUUGAGAAAAGUAGACUGCGACCAUUACCAUACAACGCCCUCUUGCGGCCUCGUAAAGCCAAGGCUGCAGUUAGAUACUCGGUUGCAGAUGACGACGUCGGGAAGGUGGCGUUUGAAAGAGAGCUCGCCUGGCUGGAAGCUACGAUAGGCGAAACACAGCGAGAACAAGACGAACAAGAUGCGAGACAAAGACUGAUCGAUGCGGCGGUUGCCAAGGGAGAAGGGAUAGAAUGCGGCUGCUGUUUUGGAGACGACAUACCAGAAAAUAUGUUUCAGUGCGAAAAUGGCCAUCUUUUCUGCAAAGACUGUACUAUCCGAAAUGCAGAAACGAAGCUGGGCGAUCAAUCGACUACAAUCACUUGCAUGGACACCUCCGAUUGCAAAUGUCCAUUCCCCGAGAGCGAACUCAGACGGUCACUUUCCAACAAGUCUCUCAGCUUGUAUCAUCGUUUGAAACAGUCCAAGGAAUUGGAGCUUGCGGCCAUUGAAGGUCUCGAAAGCUGUCCCAGUUGCGACUUUUCCGCCAUCAUUGACAACCCUCACGAAAAGCUGUUCAGGUGCAUUAACGAAAGCUGUGGACAUGUGACUUGCAGGAAAUGCCGACGACCGGAGCAUAUACCCAAAACAUGUGAAGAAAUGGACGCCGAGAGCAAGUUGGACCGAAGACAUGCCGUGGAGGAUGCCAUGUCUGCAGCUCUCAUCAGAAAUUGUCCCAGGUGUACGAAGCCGUUUAUCAAAGAAUCUGGUUGUAAUAAGAUCGUGUGCUCCAACUGCAGAACAAUCUCAUGCUACAUAUGUCGGCAAAUCAUCAAAGGUUAUGAGCAUUUUGAUCGAAACCCGGCCAACUAUGCCGCGCCAAUCGCAACCGCCAGAUGCGCACUGUGGGAUAAGGACGCAAAUCCGGAUGAGGCUGCGAUUCUAGCUGCUCGAGACGUCGCCACUGCGGAAGCCCGUGCUGCGGCAGCUCGUGACGGUAUCAACCUAGAAGACAAAGACCUCCAUGUUGCCCUUCCCGAUAGGGCUCCUCAAGCGGGCCAUCCGUAUGCCCAUCCCGCUGGAGCGCCUGUACGCCUUCCUGGACGUAUGUAACAUUUUAUCUGCUCGGCUCAGAAAACAUCAACCGAUCAAAGUCUAACAUUUACCAUCCACCUUUGUCAGAGCCCAUGCCCCGUCCGCUUCCUCUACCUAAUAUGCAAGCGCCCCAUGGACCACUCAAUCUUCAAGGACCAGGUCACGAUCAAGCUCUCCUAGCUCGCGAUGAGCAUCUUCGCAACCAAGCCGCUUUUCAAUUAUUACGCCAGCAACGCUUCGGACUUCCCGCGCCCUUUCGCCCAGAACUCCCUAUCCCUCAAAAUGUCAUGCCUGCCAUGCUGCCUCGUCCGCCUAUGAUGGCACCGCAGCCUCAUCCCGUAGCUGCCCAUCUGGAUCCCAUGGUUCAAGAAAUGAACAGGCUACGCGCUUUGCGCCAGGCCCGCGGUGACGGAGGUAAGCCGGGUCAUGCCUUGCUGUCAUUCUGUAUUGAUAUUUGACUCGAGCCCUGCCAUGGUGGGGUAUGGCUCCUCUCGCCCCCGCCCCCCCACAGCAUGUCCGACCACAACCGAGAAGCCGGUAUUGAUUGAUUUUAUGAUAAUGUGUAUUUGACAGACUGGCCGUUAUCCUUCCCGGCUUUUGACAGUGUCUAUACCACGAGUAAUUGUAAAACCACAUACAUGCUGUGUGAUUGUACAGUGACAUGUCCAAAUUGUCGACAAUUGAUACUAUGUUUCCGCACUCGUUCCUGCCGGCUUUCCGUCACACUUGGAUCGAUUAGGCCCAAAACGUUCUAUCGUAUCUGAUGGAUCAACGGAUACGAUGAUCCAUAAGAGCCAUAUAUACUGCAGACAGCCGAUUCAUUUCGAGUUCUGCAUAUCAUCUCACUGUCAUCCUUCAGGCCGCUCUUUCGUAUAUUUCACCGCCACUUGUCAGCUUUAAGUACCCAAAAUACCAAUAACUGAUACGCCAAACAUCAAGCAUGCCAAUUUGGAUGCCCUAUCCCGAUUCCGCACUUGACCUGGAUGACUUUGCAGACGAGAACAUGUAUAGGGCACAGCUCACCCCCUAUGCCACUAAGGAGAGACGAAGCUUUUGGUUGGUCCCCGAGGAGUAUGUUUCUCUCUCUACUAUGACUUCCUGCUAUCAAGAAUUCUGGUAAGGCAAACUUGGCAGGGUGCUGAUCUUAUCACCAUAGUGAGCCUCUCCGCAACCGAGCUAUAGACCAUCCCCGAAAUAUCCUGGACUACUAUAUCCAGUGCUGGAUCAUCUAUUUCCUCGGGAUUCCAUUUGACAUGGACUGCGACCUGGACGAGUAUUAGUGAUCUGCAUCAUGAGCAAGACUCAA